GCCUCAUAAGUACACUCCACAGCUCCUGUACGCUAGUGUUCCCGGAGUAGAUUCCGGGUUAGUAGGCUGUGUGUAAUAAUAAUAAUAAUAAUAAUAUUAAUAAUAAUGGCUAACAACUCUCAGUGCCUGGAUGAUCUGCCUUUUGGAGGUCGCUGGCCCGCGGCUCCCCCGGAUCAGUACAACGAGGCUCACCGGCUGGGGGUGGAGGAGCUGAUGUCCGGGGGUCCGGAAGCCAUGCGCGACUUUCUGAAGCGAGAGCGGCUGCCGAGCUUCUUGUCAGAGCCGGAAGUGGGGGAGAUCCUGGGCUGCGCCUCGGUGAUCCCGUGCGGAGAUGACGAGAACUCAAUGUCCGCCUCGGUCGAUUGCUCGUCCGUCACUUAUUUCCCUGAUCGCUCGGACUUGGAGCCGCCUAUUCUGGAGCUCGGCUGGCCGGCCUUCAGCACCGGCUCGUACCGCGGGGUGACUCGGGUGGACGUGCACUUCCAGCCCAGUUUCGAAAACACCAUCUAUAUCUGCAAGGAGGCGGCCCGGGAGCUCAUUAAAUCUGCCCGAGAGGUCAUUGCCUUGGUUAUGGACUGCUUUACGGAUAAUGACAUAUUCAGGGAUAUCCACGAGGCUUGCCGGAAACGUAGGGUCCCCGUCUACAUUCUGUUGGACCAGACACAAGUUCCUCACUUCCUUACUAUGUGUUGCAAUCUGGGUGUUUCCAUUGAAACAGAGCCGCACAUGAGAGUCCGAACAUUAACUGGGAACAAUUAUUAUACACGUUCCGGCACCAAGAUCGUUGGGAAGGUGCGGGAGAAGUUUUUGCUGGUAGAUGGAGUUAAAGUGGCAACAGGAAAUUACAGCUUCACGUGGACUGAUGGAAAGCUUAACAGUAGUAACAUGCUUGUUUUGUCUGGACAAGUAGUAGAGAAGUUUGACUUGCAGUUCAGGGUUCUUUAUGCCCAGUCUAACCCAAUCAGUGCCAAGCUUCUCACAGCUAUAAGAUCCCGCGCUGUUUGCCUGGACAAACUUCCCUAUAAAAUGCCUCCCUCCAAAAAACCUACAAUAAGCAGCCUUUUGCGCAUGGAUCUGGCUAAGCUUUCCAGCACCCCAAAAAAGCAAUUGGAUGAAUCCAGUGCCAAAUACAGAAAUGCUAUUGCCCUGGACAAAGCUGCAGAAGAGGAGUGGCUCCAGAAUUGUGACAUUAUCUCAGGGCUCAAGGAGACUCAGAAUGUAGAAGUUCAGACAGAGCCAUGGGAGGGGGAGAAUCGUAUAAAAGGGGUGGAUGUCGGUGUUCAGACUUCAGUAGCUGCUGCAAGUGCUGCCACACAGACCUCUGUAUUCACAAGAAUAGCUUCCACCCAAACCAUAAUGGUCUCAAGAUCAAUUACCACUCAGACAACAGAACCUGCACAAAGUACAACCCAGGCACCAGCACCUGCUUCUACAGUAGCCCGACUCUCUAACGCCUCAAACUAUUCUUCAUCCUCAUUUUCUUCUGCUUCAACAACCAGUACUGGCUCAAACUGUUCUAUGAAGUCAUCUGAUUUCUCUGUCACUGCCUUUUAUCAGCCCGAGUAUACUCUGGGAAAUUGCUUGAAGAAACUGACCAAGGAGAGGCAGUUUCACUACUCCACCAUCCGCUCUAAACUCAACAAUAUGGUGUCCAUAUUGUCUAAUCGAAACCGUGUACCUAAUUCUUACAUGACCAACGAUGCCCUGUGUUACGGUCUACAGAGGAGAGAUGUUAUGCACAGUAGUCUCCUCAAUCUUCGAGAUGGGGUGCGCUUUUAUCCUAACAUGUGACUAGGGGUUUAUGCCAGGUGUAAGGUCUAUUAUUAAACCUUUCCAGUGUUUUAUUUAUGUGCUUUCACUACUGCUUUAUAUCUCUUUGAAGCACUUUACUUCUUUCCAGUGCCUUAAAAUGAGUAGCAUGUUGUCUUCUCCAGCGUUUGGGCAAUAGAAUAUUUUUGACAAAAAACGCUCCCCUUUUAUAGAUAUUUCUAACGUUCUUUACUCAUUCCCCUUUGAGGGAAAAGCCUAACCUUAGGCAUAAAAAGAAGAGGCAAGUUGGAAAUUGCAUUACUUGUAGGAACAAGUUCAGACUCCUUUUCUAUUGUAGAUGGAUGUGAAGGGAAUUUCAUGUCACCUGCUGUUUGAAACACCUCAGUGAUUGCUUUGAAAAAAAGGCUUCCUUGCUCCAGUAUCAAACCAGUGCCUUGUUUAUGUGUCUUCAAUGAUUAAGUGAUUGACAUGUUUACAGUAGUCUCUACUCCGUCUGCUACAAAACACCCACAGUGAGUAUCCAGCAGUAUAUAGACUAAAUAACAGUUCAUAAAAUUAGCACCUAUUGGCUUAUCUAUGAGACUAAAAUCAUUGCCAUCUUGAAUGCCAUUUCAUCGGUCUUAGGGUUAUUUUACAGUUUUCCUGCGAACCAUAUCAAUGCUCAACAAACAGCCCAUACUCCAAUUGGAGAACACAAGGAAAGACCAUUUGUUUUUGUACAUCAAUGUAAUUAAAUUGGACAUCCAGCAGUUUGUGCACCUGCUGUUUCCCAUAAAGAAGUUACCAGUUUUGCCAUAUUCUUCCUAUUAAACUUGAUCAGAUCAAAACACAUGUACUUGCACAGACAAGACAGACGGAUAUAGAAUGCCAUUUUGUGCCUGCCAUGUAGGAAUGUUUGCAGCAUUACUAAGAUUUCUCUUCGACGACUCGGAUAAAUUGACACUCUUCACCCCCGUCUUUGUUUAAUAUGUAUUUUAACAUUGGCAUCAGUUUUAUUUGACUUUCAUCAACUAUUUAUUUUGAGUCCAUUGCUGCACCUUCUGAAAACAAAUGCGUGUGGGUGGAGAACACCACUGAAUAAUCAGACAAAAAAAAAAGCAAGCAGUGUCUCGGAGAAAGAGUUUAUGUAUAACGAACACCCUGCUUGACGGCGCUUAUACCAGAGAUGAGCAUAGUAGUUACUAUCUGAGAUGUUGUACAUCACUACAGUAUUUUGUAAUGUAUAUAUUCUUUCACUACUUUUUCCAGUCUUAAAAAAUUGGGUAUUUAACCAAUCGGCCAGCAAAGGUGCACAAAAACACCGACCUACAUUCUUUUAUCAAUUGAAUAUAGUUUGCUUGGGCUAUAACAGCAUGUUUUUUUUCCCUUAACCCUAGACUUGCCAGUCACAGUGGUUUGCUCCAGGACCAUUGGUUGCUUGGCAACCCACAUUUCUAAUUGACUUUACUAUAACAUGGAAACAUAGAAUCAUAAAUUCUUUCCGGCGACAUGGAUUCUGCAUUUUUGGCAGGGAAACAUAUUUUAUUAGUCCCUUAGUAGUGUUCCAAAUAUUUGUCAUGUAUAUAAAUUUUUUUUUACCAUAGAAUAUCCUGCAGUGUGAAUAAAGCACUAAGGAGUAUUUUACUUACACUAUAACAUCUGCACAUUUAGCAUUUCUUUACUCAAUUUUGGGCAGCAAUGUGGAGGGUCAAAUCUGGUUGACCCAAUUGAUUGGCUUACAGAUCAAUGAUUAGAUUGUAAUAGGAACCAACCUCGUGCUGGGGAAAAAAAGGGUGCAAGGUGCAUCUGAGGGUGCAGACCAGCCCUGCCUUAGGGCAAGUGGUAAUAACAGGGCCCUGAUGUGGUCGGUGGCUUCUGCUGCUUCCUAUAUUGCACAUCUAAUGGAUAUGGGGAUGAGUGGGGGAGGUGUCUAAAUUCCCCCCCCCUUCCUACCCUCACAUUCAGCCCUAUAUUCUUUGGAGCAGCCACUAGUCUCUGUUCUCUGAAAUGAAACAGAGACCUGAAGAAAGGCAAUAUGCAUUGCACCAAUUUUAUUUUUUGCACACUGCCUAGGAGAUCUUAAAUUACCCCUAUUAUUAUUCUUUCUUUAAUUUAGAGCUAAUAAUUACGUGUAAAGUAGCUCACCUUCUUGACUGUAAAGGAACAUCAUUAUUGAUGUUGUUUGUGCAGUCUAUGCAGAUGAUAUUCCUGCUAGAAAAAGAGGUUAGAAAUGGAACUAUCUUCUUAAUAAUAAUCACCAAAUAAUUAAUCUACUCAAAAUUCAUGUCAGCAAGCAGGAUGUGCUAAAACAGCAAUAUACAGUGUAUAUACGGUUACAUUCAACACUUUGAAAAAAAAAUACAGACCCCAAGUUUGUGUUUUAUGUAAACACUUUUAUUUCAUAAACCUGUAGCGUAGCCGGCAUGGUGAAGACUUGGAUUAGGCACUUUUGGGUGGUUCAGGUUUAUGGGUUUGUUAUGUUUGCUAUGUAAAUAUUAUCUAGUAAAAAUGUUUUAAUUUCCUGCAUGUCUCGGGAUACAGUAAAUUAAUUUGUGUUUGUUUGGGAAAAGGUUUAUUAAACUUCUGAUUUUAAA
Molecule: messenger RNA, 4343 nt
Organism: Xenopus laevis (African clawed frog)
Lineage: Eukaryota; Metazoa; Chordata; Amphibia; Anura; Pipidae
Gene: sack1d.S
Product: family with sequence similarity 83 member D S homeolog
Exons: 4
Coding region: 106-1791 (561 amino acids)
Biological process (GO): regulation of TOR signaling; positive regulation of cell cycle G1/S phase transition; signal transduction
Cellular component (GO): cytosol; mitotic spindle pole; cytoplasm
Molecular function (GO): protein kinase binding
Source: RefSeq, a predicted model, not a curated record